GCUCGCGUUUUGAAAACGGCAGUUCUCGAUCUGCUUUCUUUCGAAGGCACAUCUGACAUCAGCACACUUCCCAUCCCUGAUCUUAUUGAUCUCAUGUCUGACCGCGAUGAGGCCGUUCUGGCGCGUGCUGUACAACGUGUUUACCUCCUUUCCAAGGAGGACCGUACUAUCGCCUCGUAUCCAACUUUGAUUGAUGCUUUGAUCAAGGCCAGCAAGAGCGACAAUGUCAAUGUAAAGCGCGAUGCAAUUGGAGCGUUAAGCCAUAUAUCUGAACAUCCUCAGGGAAGAAUGCAGAUAUUCCGAUCUGGGGGUUUAGCUGAAUUGAUCAGGAUGCUCUAUUGUCCUACGAUUGUGCAAUACGCUGUUACUACGCUUCGUAAUCUUCUGAUGCAUGUGGAUACUGUCAAGGCACAGGCACGGGUGCUUGGAGCUAUAGAAGCAUUGGCGCCACUACUUCUCAGAAAUAAUUGGAAAUUCUUGGCAUUGGUUGCUGAUAGCCUCUACUUCCUCUUGCUUGAUGAUCCUCAGUCGAAAAUCGUUUUCUUAUCACUCGGUGGACCGCAAACAUUGGUUCACAUCCUCAAUAAUUACUCGCAAUAUCCUAAGCUGAUGUAUACCGUGAUUCGCUGUGUGAGGUCGCUAUCAGUCUGCCAGCAGAACAAGGCAGCGCUCAUCAGUCUAGGUUGUCUUUUGGUGUUAGCUGUAUGGUAA
Messenger RNA from Haemonchus placei, 711 nucleotides. The record is from the annotation of a GenBank genome assembly. Lineage: Eukaryota; Metazoa; Nematoda; Chromadorea; Rhabditida; Trichostrongylidae.